Messenger RNA from Acomys russatus (golden spiny mouse), 1161 nucleotides. RefSeq names its product multidrug and toxin extrusion protein 2. Bases 1 to 969 code for a protein of 322 amino acids. Gene Ontology annotation, molecular function: xenobiotic transmembrane transporter activity; antiporter activity. Gene Ontology annotation, cellular component: membrane. The transcript has 10 exons. Gene Ontology annotation, biological process: transmembrane transport. Lineage: Eukaryota; Metazoa; Chordata; Mammalia; Rodentia; Muridae. The record is from RefSeq and is a predicted model, not a curated record.
AUGGCACAAGCUGGUUGGACCAGGGAGUGCUUCCAGGAGUGGGGCUCCUACAUUCGCCUGGCCAUCCCCAGUAUGUUCAUGGUGUGCAUUGAGUGGUGGACCUUCGAGGUCGGGACCUUCCUUGCAGGUCUUGUCAAUGUGACAGAACUAGGAGCUCAGGCGGUCAUCUACGAACUGGCUUCUGUUGCCUACAUGGUGCCCUUUGGCUUUGGAGUGGCUGCCAGUGUCCGAGUGGGCAAUGCCCUGGGGGCCGGGAAUGCUGAGCAGGCCCGAUGUUCCUGUACCACUGUUCUCCUGUGCGCCGGUGUCUGUGCGCUGCUGGUGGGAAUUCUGCUCGCAGCCUUGAAGGACGUGGUUGCCUACAUAUUCACCAAUGAUGAGGACAUAACUUCCCUUGUGAGUCAAGUGAUGCCCAUUUUUGCUCCCUUUCAUCUGUUCGAUGCACUUGCAGGCACCUGUGGCGGGGUCCUGAGAGGUACAGGAAAACAAAAGAUAGGCGCUGUCCUGAACGCCAUUGGUUACUACGGGUUUGGUUUUCCUAUCGGAGUGUCUCUGAUGUUUGCUGCUAAACUUGGGAUCAUAGGCCUCUGGGCUGGACUGAUAGUCUGUGUCUUCUUCCAAGCCCUCUCCUACCUGGUCUACAUCAUGAGGACAAACUGGAGCAGAGCUGCGGAGCAGGCACAAGUUCGAGCGGGGCUAAAAAGCAACAAGGAGAUGACCCCCGCCCCAGCAGAUCUGCCGAUCUUGGAAAGAGAAGUUACUGAUGGAGUGAUUUUGCCUGAUAUUAUCAGACCGGAGAGCCAGACCGGCCAGCUGGUAGUAGAAGAAAGCAGCCAGUAUGCCGUGCACACCAUUGGGCAGGUCUUGACUGGGAGACAGCUGAUUGUCUACCGCGGGAUGGCACUGGCUGUUUCUAUUGCUGUCCUCAUAGCAGGAAUUGUAGUGCGAGUUUUCAGCGACCGUGGCUAGGAUGGGAUUGUCACCAGUCUGUGGGCAGAUAAUGGCCGUGUGCCGUGUCCUGAGCAUGGGUGUGAGCUCGCUAUUACAACAGAGGCUUCUCGCUCAACUGUGGGUAGAAAGGCUGGCAGUAAGUGUGCUGGUUACACUGUGAGACUGCCCCAUUGUAGUGCGGGUCAAGGAAGGAGCAGUAUACACACGCAC